AUGUAUGUACCUAAGGAUGAACAUGGAGCAUUUCUGGCCUUGUUUCACUUCCAACUCAUUCUCUACUUUAUUUUUGCUUUUGAAAAUCAAAGUGGAAGUCAACAGAGUAAAAGGAAGCGGCAUAAGCCCCCUGCAUUUAAUCGUAAAAGCCCAGACUACCUGGAAAAAUUCAUAGCUUAUAUUCCAACUGCAAUUAAGAACCAGGACAUCAUUGAGAUGUAUGUAUUUUUGGCUGACUACCCAAAGUUUGCCACCACCUGGGAGGUGCUGGACCUGAUCAUGGAAAUUGCCAUAUUCAGCUUUCUGUCCAUGUGGGUCCACACACAUCCCCAGGACUUCUGUGAUUAUCACAGUGUGGCCACAGCAAAGAGGCUGGUGAACUACAUAAAGCUCAACGUGCCUUCCUCAGAUGUCACUAUUCAAACUGAAGAGCUCCUAUCAGUGCUGGAGGAGCCGGAAUCCAAAGAGGAUGAGGAGACAUGGGAUUGUGGGCUCUUCAGGGAGACAACUCCAGAAGCCCCAGUGCUGGAUGUCUCAGGGAUGGGAGAGACUCUGCCUCUGAGAGCAGCUUCUGCGGCAGAGCCACAGAGAGAUGUGAAUCCCCAAGAGGACACUGAGCUCAUGGACCCAGCAGCUGGGGACCCAGCUGUGCCAGAAGCUGAACCAGUGGAGCUUCUGCCUUCAGAGCAGCCUCUGCCCACAUCCGCUGAUACACAAAAGCUUCUCGAUGUGGCAGCAGAUGUCCCAGCCACCGGGCACAUAUUUGUACUUGGUGUUGUGCAGUUAGGUGACCCAGAGCCCUUUUUCCCUCUGCCUGUUGUUGACAUAUAGUUGGAUCAAGAUUUACCUGCUGAAUUCUACCCCAAACCAGCUCCACAGGCCCUCUUUAGAGAAAACAUCUUUAAUUUCAUUUAAUUCUUUUUAUUAAUUACAU
Molecule: messenger RNA, 934 nt
Organism: Phodopus roborovskii (desert hamster)
Lineage: Eukaryota; Metazoa; Chordata; Mammalia; Rodentia; Cricetidae
Product: ral guanine nucleotide dissociation stimulator
Exons: 4
Coding region: 1-831 (276 amino acids)
Source: RefSeq, a predicted model, not a curated record